Messenger RNA from Caenorhabditis auriculariae, 9768 nucleotides. NCBI's taxonomy places the organism in Eukaryota, Metazoa, Nematoda, Chromadorea, Rhabditida, Rhabditidae. The record is from the annotation of a GenBank genome assembly.
AUGAAGUGCCUAUUCGCCCUGUUUUUCACUGCCCCAAUCGUCAACUGCGUCCAGUAUCCAUGGACUUUUGACAACGACUUAUUUGGAGGUUAGUUUGAUUUUUUUUUAUUUAGUGAAAAAGGUAUCAUCUUGGAACCUGAGCAUACAAGGGAUAGUCUCGGUGGAACCUGAAGAAGGGCGGGACUUGCCAAAAAGAAAAUAAGGAAAGGCGCGGAAGGGGGUGUUGGCGAAAAACCCUAAAAAAAUUUUUGGUCAGAAGCGAUUUUUUUACUUUAAAGUGAUCGGAAAAAAAGAACUUUCACAUCUUACGGCGUCAACCUUUAAUUCGAUAUAUUAACAACAAAAAAAAAUCUUUUCUUUAAAAUCAGAAAAAAACUUUUUUUUAAAUCGAAAAAUCUUUAAAAUCAGGACUUGGCUGUCUCCAUCAUGCUCAUCCCAUGUAUGAGCCUGAAGCUGAAAAUUUCUAAUAGAGACUAAAAAAAGGUCAAAAAUUCAAAUAAAAUAAAAGUUAAGAUUAAAAAAACUAAAGUUUGCGGAAGUUUCUCAGCGGUUAUAUUUACACCAUAACCUGCGCUCUAUGGAUAAUGGAAAGGAAAAAUUUUUUUCGACAGAGUGAAGUUCUCGAAAAUUAAAAAAUCGACAUGUAUUAUUGAUUAAAAAAACAGAGAAGGUAACAAUUUUUCUCCAAUUUCUUUUCAAAAAUAUUUUUUUAUUUCCGACUUUAAUUAGGUUUGAUAAUUUCUAUAUUAAAAAGAGAGAACUUUACAAAAAAUGUUUGAAGUGAAAAAAAAAUCGCCUUGAAACGCGUUAGAAUCUAGCAUCUGUAACGGAAAUUCGAAUUUCCACAGGGGCUCGAGGAGAAAAAAGGAAAAUAUAAAAUCGAGUGAAGAAACUUCGGCUGUUUUCUUCCUUCACCCUCCUCGCAAAAACGGCUUCUUCUACAGCUUCAAUGUGUACAAGUUGUUGUUUUUAGGCUCCCAAGGAGGAAAAAAAGCUAUUAAUAUUUUGUCGGAUCCAAAAAAUGAGCCCCCUCUGACACUAGUUUUUCUUCACGUUUUCGCCUAUCUGGCUUCAAAAUUUUGUAUUUCGUAGGCUUCUAAAGUUUUUGAGCAAGCUGAAAAUGAGAAAGCUCAAGUUUUUGGUCUCUGUGAAUAUUCUGAGCCUCAAGCUUCUAGAUUUAUUAUUUCUUACUGAUUCGAAAUAUUUAAAAAUAUGAAAAGACCUAUUUUUGAGAAGCUGAUACUCAAAUUUAAUUCUGGUGCUGCAGCUAGAAAGUAAAUAGUUCACGUUCAUUUUUGAAAUUAUGUUGAAAAAAACUAUUUUUUUAUAUCUGAUCCUUGCGAUGUUGAGCCGCUGAAAUUUUUUUUUUUCAACGAAAAAGACAUCCAAGAAAUUUGUACCAACUACAUUUUUUGGCUAUUUUCUUAGCAAACUUCUUAUUUUCCUCUCCCAUUUUUGGCGUUCAUUCAUUGUUAAGCCUUAUUCUUUAUGCGCACAUCAUCUAGCCAAGCUUUUUCCAUAUUCCUAGAGCUAUUUCGCUUCAAAACCACCCCGAAAUUCAAUCUGAAACGGCGAUAACCAGGUGAAGCUUGGGAGCAAUUAGAUGCGCCGGGCUUCUGCCACACGCUUUGACCUCCUCUCAAAUGUCGCGGAGGUUUUUGGGAGCAAUCGUCGAGCAUUUCCUGCAAUUAACACAAAGUGCUUCCUCCUCUUCGUGUGUCCAUCUUUUGGGCGUGUGUGUGAGAGUCUUCGCAACACACGUCUGGCAUCAUUUUCAGUGAUAUUGUAUUUUUUUAAAAUUUUUUUAGAAAUCAUAAAAAAACUCCUCUGAUGAAGCUUGGGUAUAGACUUUGUCUUUUUUUGAAUUUUUUUCAAAAAUAUAAAAGGUACUUUUUGUCUUUAAACUCAACGAUAGGAGCCGAAAUUUUUAAACACGAUCAUGUUUUAAAAAUUUUUUUAAAAAGUUCAGAUCAAGUGCAAAUUUUUAGUUUCCCAUGUGUACUUUAGGUCUGUACGACCAAAUUUUCCUGUCGAGAUUUUUUUCUUCAAAACCUAAUAUAGCUCUUGAUAAGAUUUUAGAUCAAGAAUUUCAACUCAUUUUUUCUAUGGAGCGCAAAAUCCGCAUCUAAGACGGCCAAUUUUUUAAUUUACAAAAUAAAAUGACGGCUCUUUUCUUUUGCACUUCUUAACACUACUAUCAUCAUCGCGAUAAUCCCUAUAACACGUAUUUUUCCAAGAAAAUGUUCAGGAGCAAACUUUAAUCAUAAAAAAAUUAUAAAUUAUUCAACAUUUGAUCAGAAACUAACAAUAAGAGCUGCUUUCACAUUCCUUAUUUUUCCCGGGCCUUCAAAAUUAACCAAAUCAAGGAUUCUCAGCCCUAUUCGUGGCUUAGCUUCGCUCAGUUUUUUUUCAGAGCUGUUCGGAGUUUUAUCUAUUCACCUGAAUUCUUAAACAUGUGUGAUAACCGAUUCGAGCGGGUAUUAAAAAUUGAAAAAGUGGAGGAAGGCGAAUGAAUGAAAAGGAUGGCUGAUGUUCCCACGAUCAUCUGUGUGUGCCUUCCACGCGAGCUUCUUCUUCUUUUUCUUUUUCUACUUCGUCUUCACGCAUUCAUCUUCUGAAUAUUCUGAAGCCCUCGGCCAGUCUUCGUCUCAUCUAAACUUAUCUUUCAUAAGCCUUGGAGCUUCAAAAAAUUGCAGAUUUUUUUUUGAAUUUUUACCGAGGCCUCAAGCUUUUCUAAUCUCUUCAUGACUAGACCGCUGUAAAAAUUUUCAGUUUGUCAUUUGACAUUGAUUAAUACAUACUGUUACUAUCUCGAGCUACGAGUACGCGUCUGGCUUCAGGAACUGUCGGUUGGGGGUGUAGCUCAGUGGUAGAGCGCUCGCUUUGCAUGCGAGAAGUCCGGGGUUCAAUCCCCCGUACCUCCAGAAUUCUUUUGCAGAAUUUCGAAUUUUUUUUUUCUAAUUUUGUGGAACAAGCAGCACUUGUCUUGGAGAUUUCUAACGGAGAGACAUAAACUAUCCGCAAAAUAUUGAAUUUCUGCCAACAAGAAUAAAAACCAAAAACAACCGAGAAAUUGUGGUUUUCUCUCUCGGAACUCUCUUUGGCUUGUAAGAUUUGGGAAAGUGUAUGAAUAGAAGCUGCUUGAUUCUUUUUUAUUCGAUUUUUUCAAUGUAGCAUUUGUAAUUUUAAAAGAGCUUGGAGAUUUUCUCACGUAGAAAACCGCCAAAAAUGAACUUUUCUUUAAAAUUCUGAAUAUUCUUAAAAAUUAAAUUGAAAAAUGCAUACCUGAUUCCAUAAACAAAUUCAUACCUGGUCCCAAAAGCUGGUUGAUCCUUCGUUAUUUGAUUUUUUCAAUGUAGCGCGUUUGUGAUUUUAAAAAAGCUAGGAGAUUUUCUCACGUAGAAAACCGCCAAAAAUAAAUUUUUCUUUAAAAUUUUGAUACAUUUUUGAAAAACAAAAUAAUACCUGGUCCCAUAAUCUUCAGAAGGACAUUUUUUUCUCCUUAUGUUAAACUCCCAAAAGACGUAUUUGCGUUGGCGCUCAAUGCGAUUUGCAAGGCAAUUUCGCAGUGUAUUUCACAAAUUUCGGCCUCCCACUCUACCUUCUUCUACUUCAUCGCUCAUAGCAUGCAAAUACGAUUUUUUUAAAAAAAUAUUUAUUUGAAUUAAAAAUAAUUUUUCUCUUUUUUUUUUUUUCAAGUUGCAAGUUCAUUUCCGUUGCAAAAAUUAUUCAUCAACAUCCUUGCUUCUUCUUCCUCUUUUUUUCUCCUCACUCCUAAAAAUAAAAAAAUUGAAAUCUACAGCUUUUUUUCGAAGGGCUCUGUGAGCUCAUCGUCUAGAAAAAAAUUAUUUUUUUGAACUUUUUCAAAGGGGAUUUCAGGCAAAAUAUAGAUCGUCUAUCCAAACAUUAUCUCUUUAGAAAAAUCGUAUAGUAUCUGGCAAAAAAACAUUAGCGCAAGACUUUUCGUUAUUAACCCAAUUGUAGGCCAAUUCCAAGGCGAAUUCCUAAGAAAUGCCGCCAUCCGUUGCACUAACAAGGUUCGACGGCUCGUUUUUUUCUUCUUUUCACAAAAAGAAGAACAUUUUUCGACGUUCCUUCUUUCCAAGUAAAAUUCCUGUUUUCAAACAGUUUUGCGCCUUCUGUAACUCAUGAGAAUUCCAUUUGAAGCUUCGAAUUUCGUAAAAAAAAAUAGCGCAAAAAAGGGCAAUCUUCUUCGCCUACAAAUCCCGCGAACUAAUCCAAAAUUCAAAACGCUUUUUUUUUCAUUUCACGUGUACUUUUCUCAGAUUCAUCCCAAUAUUUUAUUCUAGGAAUCGUUGAUCACAUCUGGUUCUUUCAAAUAUGUUGAUUUGAAAUAGGCUGCCGCUUUUUGUCCGAGGUUCACUAAAUGUAGAGUUAUUCAUUUGUUGCUGCUUCUGGGCCUGCUUUCUUACUAGGGAACUUCCAGCCAAAAGAAGGAGAAAAACAGAAGUUUAAUAACUUUCAAGCCUAAACUGCACAUUUUCAACAGGCUUUUUCUCAGAAGCCUAUGGUGUUUAGCAGAUAGUCUCUCUUGUUUCCCAGUAUUCUUACCCGGGUCUAUAAGCCACCAAAGUUUCAACUCGAAACGCGUACCCGAGUCCGUGUAGAUCCCUAGUUAGGCCAUGAAGCAAGCCUUCUUUUUGGUGUCAAAAAUAUGAAAUAUGCAAAUUGGUGGUCACUCUUAGUGACGAGCAAAAAUUCGCACGUUUCAUUGUUUCUCCUAUUCCAGUUACUUGCCUAGCAACACCUCUAGGGCUUCCAAAUUUCGAAAAGACCAGUUUUGAAACGUAUUUUUACGACUAAUUGUGUCAGAAUUUUGUGUUCCGCUCGUAAAAAUAGCUGGCUCUCGAAACUUUUUCUAGCAAUCAAAAAUCUUUAGUUUAUAAAUCGGAUUACGGCCCGCAUAGUAAUUGUCUCGCCUCGAACUUGCUCCAAGGACAAGUCAGUUAGAAGUUCAAAUAUGGCUCUACUUUCUCUUCAAAAAGCUCCAGGUCAACUUGGACCGUUUCUGCGUCCGACUUGAAGCGAUUUGAGCGCUUUACCAAAGUGUUAGAGUAGGCGAAAAGUCAGUUAUAAGUUUAAAUGUGGCCCUACCUGCUCUUUGAAAAGCUCUAGGUCAACUUGGACCGUUUCUGCGUCCGACUUGAAGCGACUUGAGCGCUUUACCAAAUUAUUAGAGAAGGCGAAAAGUCAGUUAUAAGUUCAAAUGUGGCCCUUCUUUCUCUUCAAAAAGCUCCAGGUCAACUUGGACCGUUUCUGCGUCCGACUUGAAGCGAUUUGAGCGCUUUACCAAAGUGUUAGAGUAGGCGAAAAGUCAGUUAUAAGUUUAAAUGUGGCCCUACCUGCUCUUUGAAAAGCUUCGGGUUAACUUGGACCGUUUCUGCGUCCGACUUGAAGCGACUUGAGCGCUUUACCAAAUUAUUAGAGAAGGCGAAAAGUCAGUUAUAAGUUCAAAUGUGGCCCUUCUUUCUCUUCAAAAAGCUCCAGGUCAACUUGGACCGUUUCUGCGUCCGACUUGAAGCGAUUUGAGCGCUUUACCAAAGUGUUAGAGUAGGCGAAAAGUCAGUUAUAAGUUUAAAUGUGGCCCUACCUGCUCUUUGAAAAGCUUCGGGUUAACUUGGACCGUUUCUGCGUCCGACUUGAAACGACUUAAGCGUUUACCGGAGUAUUAGAGAAUGCGAAAAGUCAGUUAUAAGUUCAAAUACGGCCCUACUUUCUCUUCAAAAAGCUCCAGGUCAACUUGGACCGUUUCUGCGUCUGACUUGAAACGACUUGAGCGCUGUACCAAAUUAUUAGAGCAGGCGAAAAGUCAAUUAUAAGUUCAAAUAUCGCUCUAUUUGCUCUUUGAAAAGCUUCGGAUUAACUUGGACCGUUUUUGCGUCCGACUUGAAACGACUUGAGCGUUUACCAAAUUAUUAGAGCAUGCCACAAGUCAGUUAUAAGUUCAAAUACGGCCCUACUUGUUCUUCAAAAAGCUCCAGGUCAACUUGGACCGUUUCUGCGUCCGACUUGAAGCGACUUGAGCGCUUUACCAAAUUAUUAGAGCAGACGAAAAGUCAAUUAUAAGUUCAAAUAUCGCUCUAUUUGCUCUUUGAAAAGCUUCGGAUUAACUUGGACCGUUUUUGCGUCCGACUUGAAGCGACUUGCGCUUUACCAAAGUAUUAGAAAAGGCUUCAAGUCUUUCCACUUGCGAACAUUGUUUUAAAACUGAUCGAUGUGUUAAAGUAUCUUUCGUACUAAUUCAAGCGAAUCAAGUGUUCUUUGGAGUUUAAAAAAACGGUUCCAGGAUGAUACCAUGGCUGUUGACAGCCUGCAUCUACCCAUGUGUUAUAGGGCCGGACUUUUGGGGCCUUUUGCACGGCGACUGGAGAAUGUGUACAAGCGGUCAAAUGCAAUCCCCAGUGAACAUCGAUCCGGCUCAUCUGCUCUUCGACCCAAACUUGACCAACAUGGUCGUCGACAACAAUGUUGUGGGUUUCUUUUUUCACCUUCCUUGUGAAGUAGCACUCUAGAAAGCUCAAUUUUUCUGAUCAACAUUUUUGAGCUCUCGAAAAGGUUUUGAUACUUAUCCUGCUUUUUUCUGUAAGAGAACCCUUCGAAACAACUUUUUGAAUGGGAAAAUGAUUUCUAUGGGUAAAGUAAUCUCUUUCACGGACAAUUUUUAAAUUAAAACAAAUUUUUUCAAAUUGAAAACAUACAUGGGAUAGUCUCGGUGGAAAAUGAAAAGGGGGGAGGGGCACAUGGCAAAAAAAGCGAGGAAAUGGGGGUGGUUGGCAAAAAAACCGUAAAAAAAGAACUUUCACAUCCUUGGGUGUCAACCUGUAAGUCGAUAAAUUAACAAGAAAAAAUAUUUUUGGAACGCAAACUUUUAUCCCCCCCCUCCGUUGAAAUUCUGAUGUAACUUAGCUUGAGUGCACGUUAGAGUCCUUCCGAAACAAAAAAAAAUUCUCGCAAUAGGUCUGGUUUUCAAUUUGAAAACCUUCAAAAGCUUGAAAUGGCGCCUUUUUUCGGACUUUGAAGCAUCAUAAAUCGAAAAUGAGAUCUAUUGCGAGAAUUUUUUUUGUUCUGGAAUCUAAAGUACUCCUGAGCAUCAUCAAAAAGUUCAACCAGGGGGAAGUUUUCAAAUUAGCUUUACAAUCACUCGGCUUGUUUUUUUCUAUAAAUUUCGUUCCUGCGAAAAUUUCCCUUCAAUAUUUUUUCAUAAGUUUUUUUUUUACCACCUGAAGCUUCAUUCCUUCAAGUCUAAACUCGAUUUUCAAAAUUCUAAAUUCAAGGUCGAAGCAGUUUUCGAGAACACUGGUCAAUUACCAAUGGUAACAGUGAAAGAUACGCCAGCAAGGCCCACAAUCAAUAUAACUGGAGGCCCUGGAAUGCCCUAUCGGUAUAAAUUGCAUCAGGUAAUGUUUCAAAAGUAUCAAUUUUGAGUUCUAAAGACUUUAAUUACAGAUAACCGUCCAUUUUGGGAGGGCAGACGAAGGCGAAAAAGGCUCCGAGCACACGGUUGACAGGGUUCGAUUCCCAGCCGAGGUUCGCUUCAUCUUUUUUUGGACCUUUUUGGAAGUAAUUCCAUUUCCAGGUCCAGUUGUUGGCCUACAAUAGCGAUCUUUACGCGAAUUUCUCAGUUGCAAUGACGAGUCCACGUGGACUUCUUGCCAUCGCCGUCAUUGUUGAUGUACGUUUCUUAAAAUUGAUAUAACUUUUUUUUGUUUUUCACAUCAGUUGGCCGCGCUAAUCUUAUCAAUACAAAUUUGAUAUACGCUUUAAUUUGAACCAGAAAUCAGGAAUAGUAUAAAUCCUCUUCCAUGGAAAAUGAUUUUUUGAAUUUUUCGAAAAGGCUUUUUUUGAGGUGAAUCAGUUGUCGAGCUAACCAGGUAAUGGUCUCUCGCCUAAGUUUUCUAGGUGUAGUUUUUAAUUCUGAUCACAAAUAUGGUCUUAAAAACGGCGCGGAGGUCUGUGAAAAAAUUUAUGGACUCUCUAAAGUCGAAAGUUUCACUGUCUCCGAUUGAGCUCAUUUUUUGAGCUUAUAUAAAUCUCGUUCUUCUGAUAAUACAGAAAACAUUAUUUUUCUGGAAAAAAUUUUGAAACAACGUAAAAACUAAAUCUAGUACAGUUGGUCUUAUUCAGAAGUUCCCCUUCGACCAGAGACAAUUUGAAGAGGAAUUCGUGAAAAUCAGUUACUUAAUAUUCUUAAUAAAGGCGUAUUUUACUGAUAUACCUAAACUUAAGUACUAAUAAAAAAAAAUCUCGACUCGAAUCUGGCAGUCCCAAGUUUGAUUUUGAUUUGUGAAUCAAGUCGUAGGGACUUAUCGAGUUGAGCAAAUCAGAGGAGCUCUGACUUUGGCAGUCCUCAGAGCAGUACCAAAAUUGAGGAAAAAAUGAAGACACUUGAUUUAAUAAAAUUAGAUUUUAGGCACUUUAGCAAAAUGGUUAAUGAAAAUGAAGCCGUUAGCAAGCUUUAAACUCAUUUUACAAUUUUAGAUCGGCCCUCAAACGUCUGUAGAGCUUCGAAGACUAACCGUCGCUUCACAAAGCAUCAUUUAUAAAGGUUUUUUUUUUCCAUAUUAUGCUUGAAAUUACUUAUUUGAAUUUUAGGCAUGAAAGCCAAUGUCAGUCACUUGCAACCGGCCUUGCUUCUGCCCAGAACUUCACAAUAUGUCACCUACGAAGGAUCUCUGACCUAUCCGGGGUGCCAUGAAACCGUCACUUGGGUCAUCAUGAACAAUCCGAUUUAUAUCACGAAAGAAGAUGUGAGGAAAAUCAUUGCAAAAAGACUUGGAAUAGAAUAUUUUCACUGAUUUUCCCCUUUUUUCAGCUUCAAAUAUGGAAUGAACUCCAAAAAACAGAGUCGAAAAGCUCGGAGCCGUCCUUCAUGACGCCCGCCUACAGACCAUUGAGAUCCUUGAAUGGCCGACUUUUGAGGACCAAUAUUAACGUUGGAUAUCGGGUUUGUUAGCUUUAAUUUUUCAACAAGGUAUAAAUAUUUAUUGGAAAAGUGAAGGAAGAAUAUGUGAGCCUUCAUGAGAACUUUUUGAUUGAAAUUGGCGCACUUUAUAAAAAGGUCAUUAUACUUUAUGAAGAAGAGUUUUCCUAGAAUUUGAUAAGAUUACUCCUUGAUAUCGCAGGUAAAGGCAAAACACCUUAAGUUUCAGAAAAGAGGGCACAGAGGUUGAUGGUUUUCUUCAACUUUAAGACAUUUUUCUUUGAAAACUAGAAAUUUUCGCGUUUAGUAAGACUUUCAGAACCUUUAUCUAGUACUUCUAUAAGAAUCGUGACAAUUUUCAGGAAUUUUCUGACAAAAAAUAAAAAACGACUUUUCUUGUGAACACCUCCUAAUUUCCUUUUACUGAAAGGAAAAAAUUCUCGCAGUAGAUUUUUUCUUCGGGUUUUAUGAAUCUGCGAACUACAUUAAUAAUGAACGUUAUUUGACGGAAGUAACUCGAAAAAAAAAAAAUCUGUUGCGAGAAAUAUUUUGCUUUUUCUGGAAGCAGGAGGUCCUAGAGUACGUUUCAGCCAAGUCCGAUCAAAAUUUCAACCGGGACCCAGGAGAGAUUCCUUGUUAGAAUUCAAAUUUUUCAGGAAAGUUCUUCGGCUUCUUGUCCUUCAAAUAUUUACGUCGAAAUGGGCUACCGAGCGAAUCCGGCAAGAACAAAAAGAAACGAUUCCUUGCCGAAAAGGACGAUCCGCGCCAGCGAAGUCUUCGAAAUCGACGACAUCCGACCCGUCAACGAGGCCUACGACUCUUUCUGA